Molecule: messenger RNA, 570 nt
Organism: Caenorhabditis bovis
Lineage: Eukaryota; Metazoa; Nematoda; Chromadorea; Rhabditida; Rhabditidae
Source: the annotation of a GenBank genome assembly
AUGUCAUCCCGAGGAGUGCGUGCGCAAGGAACUGAUGGAAACGAUUUUCAGCAUCGUCAGCGAGUUGCACAACACUAUCAAGAAAGUGCACAGUAUAAAUUCAUAUUGAAAUGGUUUUUUGUUCCACAUUUACUUAUUCUUGCGUUUAUGUGGCUUAAGGUCGGAAGCGAAAUUCUCCGCAAAGAUUUUGGAUGGAGAAGCGCAUUUUUUGAGCGAUUAGACAUGCCAUCGGCCUAUCCAUGGGAGUACAUAUGGUGCCUCUCGUUCAUCCCAAUCGUCUUCGCUUUGUUGUCAUUCCCAAAAAAUAAGCUUAAAUACAUUCAUUAUGCCUACUAUGGGCAUUUUGUUUUCGGAAUUGCACCAUGCAUGAUUGGUCUUGGAGGACAGGUCCCAGAAUUGAUUGAUUAUGUGAAUGAUAUGGAAGGAAGCAACACACCAACGUUUAAGGGAGUGUUCCCAAUGGUCAUCAUUUGGUACAUUUUCUUCGCCGUAGCCCUUCAGAUUCACGGAUUUUCUAUGUACUUCAUGCACCAUCUUGCCGCCGCGUGGGCCCCAGUCAAACGUGACUAA